Vanrija pseudolonga is the source of this 2368-nucleotide messenger RNA. Its product is annotated as Phospholipase B. The record is from RefSeq and is a predicted model, not a curated record. Lineage: Eukaryota; Fungi; Basidiomycota; Tremellomycetes; Trichosporonales; Trichosporonaceae. The transcript has 5 exons. Gene Ontology annotation, cellular component: cytosol. Gene Ontology annotation, biological process: glycerophospholipid catabolic process. The coding region runs from base 35 to 2002 and encodes 655 amino acids. Gene Ontology annotation, molecular function: A2-type glycerophospholipase activity.
CGACUGGACAACAUCCCCAACAACCACCACGACAAUGCUCAUCACCCCGCUCUUCGGUCUCUUGGCCGCGCUCCCAGCCCUCGCCAUCACGCGCGAGCAGGCCCAGGCGGAAUGGCUCGAGAACGUCAACGCUGCCCACGGUGUCUCGAGCGGCGGCGACAAGCGCGCCCUCGUUGUUGAGCGCCAGGAUGCCGCCGCCCCGGCUCCAGCCCCAGCUUCGGCAGGUACGGGCAACUAUGCCCCGUACGUGGUUGCCUGUCCCGAGAACGUGACAUGGGUUAGGCCGGCUCAGGGCAUCAGCGAUGGCGAGAAGGCCUACCUCGCUGCUCGCGGCGCCAAGAUUGACGCGGCCGUCGCGGCGCUCGCGUCGGCGCACAACCUCACCAAGCCCGCCAGGCGGCCCGUCAUCGGCCUUGCCAUCUCGGGCGGUGGUCUGCGUGCCAUGCAAAACGGCCUCGGUGCCACCCAGGCCCUCAUCAACUCGACGUCCAACAAGGCUGGCACCGCCGGCGUGUUCGACGCCCUGUCCUACUUCACCGGCCUGUCGGGCGGCGCGUGGGGCGUGUCCACCUUCUACGCCAACGGUGGCCAGCUCCCCACCGACCUCGCCAAGAACGUCUGGAACCUGAGCGACAGCUACAUCUCGCCCAGCGUCGACACUGCAGCCUUCUUCGCCAACGUGAGCGCCGAGACCCAGGCCAAGGCCAACGCCGGCUUCCCCACCGCCCUCGUCGACCCCUGGGGCCUCGCGCUCGCCAACCACCUCAACCCCAAGGAGUUCCGCCUCGACACCAACCCCAACCUCACCGUCUCAGAGCUUCUGACGACGGUGCCUGCGCUCGCCAACUCGAGCCUGCCCUUCCCGAUCAUUAUUGCUGUUGGCCUCACCGGCGCCAACCACUCCACCGUCCCCGUCGACUCGGACGUCUGGGAGUUCAACCCGUACGAGUUUGGCUCGUGGUCUCUGUCGCAGGGCAAGACCCAGGGUGCCUUCACCCCCAUCGAGUACCUCGGCUCCCCCGUGCGCGGCGGCCAGUCCAACGGGACCUGCUACAAGGGCUUUGACCAGCUUGCCUUUGCCCUAGGCGCGUCGUCCAACCUGUUCAACACGCUCGGCGCCAUCGGCCAGCCCUCGACCCUCUUCCCUGCCAUCGGCAACUCGUCGGCCCUCCAGGGCCCCAACAACGUUGUUGUCAGCGUGCCCAACUCGUUUGCAGGCUUUGACGCGUUCGCCGCGGACCCCGUUGCCUCGGAGAACGACCUGAUUCUGGUUGACGGCGGUCUGAACAACCAGAACGUGCCGUUCGCGCCGCUGGUGACCCCCGAGCGCAAUGUCGACGCCAUCAUUGCCGUUGACAGCUCGGCCGACACUGACAACCACUGGCCCGACGGCACUGCCCUGUACACCACCUACAACGUGCUCAAGAACGAGUCGGUGGCCAACAACUCGACGCUCCGCUUCCCGGCCGUCCCCUCGGUCAACGGCUUUGUCAACGGUGGCCUCAACACCCGCCCCGUGUUCUUUGGCUGCAACGACACGGCUGCGCCGCUUGUUGUUUACAUUCCCAACUACCCUUACUCGGCCAACUCGAACUCGUCGUCGUUCACCUUUGCCUACCCCCAGGACACUGUCCAGGCCAACCUCGCCAGCUCGGGCCAGGCGAUUACGCUUAAUGGCACGAUUGCCGCGUGGCCCACCUGCCUCGCCUGUGCGCUGACUGACCGUGCCAACGGCUACACCUCGGCCAACCGCUCGACGGCGUGUGCGGCGUGCUUCAACACGUUCUGCUGGGACGGCACCGACAAUGCUACGGCGCCGUCGACCCCGUACGCUCCGGCCAUUGGCGUGCCUGCGUUUGUCAAGGCCCACGCGAACUUGAGCCUGCCAGGUGCCACGGGGGCUGGCGAGAAGCCCAAGAGUGCGGCUUCGGCCGGCGUCGAUGCUCGCGGCGUUGUCGUCGUCGCUGCCGUCCUCGCUGGCGCCGCCGCCACCCUAUUCUAAGCUGUACAUUGCAUAUGAAUUAAUGCUGGGUUAGAAGGACAGGACGACGAUGCCGAGGGUCGUUCCUAAGUAGAUGGCCUGGUCGUCGGCCUUGACCCACUCGACGUCGACGUCGUCUUUGGUGCCCCAGUCGAUGGCCGAGUGGAUCCACUUGGAUGGGAGGGUGUAGCGGGGCGGGUAGCGGCGGAGGUCGUCACCGUUGUCGGGGAGGGCGACGAGGCCGGGUGUCGGGGAGGCGAGUUUGAACUGGGGGAGGAGGGGUGGGGGGGUCGGUGUGGACGGCAUGACGGUCGCCGCAUCCACUGCGUCCGGGCCGUAGUCCCCAACGUAGAUCGUGUGCCCCUUGUACAGGUCGUAGCAGCACAC